AUGGAUGUCCAGAAAAGAAGGAUUCGGUUAUUCGUUAUUGUUGCCGCUGUUAUUGCUCUCAGCAUCACUGCUGAAAAAUGCAGGGAGUUUAUUGGUGAGGAGGGGUCAUCCCAAAGUGGAAAGUUCACGAUAUUAAACUGUUUUGACAUGGGCUCUGGAACUGUGGCAUGUGCUGUCAAGGAAGGCGUGAAGCUCUAUUUUUACAGUAUUAGAUCUACUCACGUUGAAAAAGCAAGGCAACUAGCAAUCGAGUCUGCCCUUGUCGACGCUGUUAGUCAAGGGAUGUCCCCAACAGAUUCAGCUAAACAUGCACAGAAAGAAAGUAAAAAGGCAGCAAAAUUGGCUUCCCGUCAAGCCAAAAGGAUAAUUGGUCCCGUCAUCUCUUCCGGAUGGGACUUUUUCGAAGCUAUUUACUAUGGUGGUACACUCACAGAAGGGUUCCUUAGGGGUACUGGCACUUUAUUUGGUGCUUAUGGGGGUGCAUACCUGGGGGAGCAGAGCCUUGGCAGAAUUGGCUAUCUUGUUGGAAGUCACAUGGGCAGUUGGGUUGGCGGCAGAAUAGGACUAAUGAUUUAUGAUGUUGUUAAUGGAGUGCAUUUGUUGUUGCAAUUUGUUCAAACAGGCGAAGUUGAAGUUCAUAAAACACCGGUUAAUGAAAAUUUUGAUGCUCCUGAUACUUCCUUUGAUGGCGAAGUUCCUUUUUCUGAAAGCUCUGAAAGUUCCAGUUUAUAUGAAUCUUCUCCCAGUGAAGAAUCCAAUGCUUAUGAAUCUACUGAGUAUGAGAAUUAUGAGUCAUAUGAAAAUUCUGAACUGUGA
Lathyrus sativus (Indian pea) is the source of this 816-nucleotide messenger RNA. NCBI's taxonomy places the organism in Eukaryota, Viridiplantae, Streptophyta, Magnoliopsida, Fabales, Fabaceae. The record is from the annotation of a GenBank genome assembly.